Molecule: messenger RNA, 852 nt
Organism: Exophiala oligosperma
Lineage: Eukaryota; Fungi; Ascomycota; Eurotiomycetes; Chaetothyriales; Herpotrichiellaceae
Exons: 1
Coding region: 1-852 (283 amino acids)
Source: RefSeq, a predicted model, not a curated record
AUGCGGGUGUCCCGACGCAAAUCUCGCGAGAACUACUGUUACUCAUCUACCGACUCGUACCUUCUUGACCUUCUAAACUGCCACGAUCAGCGAUUGAUACAUCAACCAAAUGCGGCCCGCAGUAAACUCGACUUGGAAGGUCAGGUGGCUACCGUCGUGGCUCUACGGGCUCUGUACUCGAGAUUCAGGAAUACGCCGUUACAGCGAAAGGUGCCCAUCUUUCAAUUCACGGCUUUCCACGAAAGCAACUUUUUCGUGGACGAAAAAUAUCACAUUACGGGUAUCGUGGACCUUGAGUGGAGCUGUGUCUUGCCCAUGGAAAUGCAACAUCCACCCUUCUGGCUCUCUGGACACGAGCUCGACGAUCUUGACGGAGACGGGACACCAGAGAACGAACAGAAGUUCGCGAGGGCCUGCGAAGAAUUCCUCCAGAUUCUCGAAGAAGAAGAUGAUGAGGUGGAAAUUUUCUCAAUUCGCCCUCGUGAUUAUGCUCAGGCAAUGAGAGACUCUCUUCGGAGAAAACAGCACUGGUACUGGACCGCGGUGAGAAUCCCGCCGAUCGCGUACAACAUAUUCAUCAACAAAAUACAACCUCUUUUUUCGUUUGCUCACUCGGAAGAUGACGCCGGCAUGUUCCAGGAUGUUGUGGCCAAAUACUGGAGAGUCGAAGCCAUGGCGUUUUUCGAGCAAAAACGCCUUGAAUGGAACGACUAUCUUCAUCAGUUGCGAUCCAUGCGGAAUCUUUCAAUCAACAUACCGGUCCGAGUCCUUUUUCCUAUUUCUUCGAUCUGGCUUCAUUGCGCGCAGCUCUGUUCGCUUUGCGUUUGUUCUUGGCCUCGCCGGAUGUUUUGA